UUCCCCAGCCUCCUGCGAAUUAUCUCUCUCUCUCACACACACACACACUCUCUCGGUUCCUCACUACUAGUAAAAGUAAGUAUAAUCAAUUUCUAACUAAUUUUUUUUUUCUUCAAAUUUCUUAUGUUUUCUCUUCAAAUCCAACUCACUAAUUUCCCUUUUUUUACUCUCAGUUUUAUAAUUCUGACCUUUUAUUUUAGUCAAUGAUUUCUAGGGUUUUAUUCGCAUUCCAAACCCUAAAUUAGAAAAUUAGCAUCCAAUAUAUAUGAAUUAUAUAACUUCGCGCUUAUAAUUUAUAUUUUAGUUUAUAUAUAUACAUAUGGAAUCAGUUACAUUAGAUGCUGAUAAGAUAAACAAACCAAAAGUGGAUUGGGAAAACAGUAGUAAAAAAGUGUACACAAGAAAGCCCAAAAAAGUUAAUAAACUAGAUACGAAUCAUCGCUCGGAAUUCGUUAAUCCGUUAGUGGUCAACGUAGUAAAUAACCGUGUCAAGAUUAAUUUAAAAAAUGUGGCGUCGAAAAACGAGACUAGGCAGCUUAGUAAGAAGCUAAAACUAGAGCUAGAUCAAGUAAGGGGGGUAGUACAAAAGCUCGAGAAUAAAAAACGUAACGCUCAAGCGUUUAAGAGCUGUAGUAAUUUGUUACAACGGUUGAUGAAGCAUAAGAACGGUUGGGUGUUUAACGAGCCCGUUGAUGCCGAGAAGCUCGGGUUGUUUGAUUACCACGAUUUUAUUAAACAGCCGAUGGAUUUAGGGACGAUUAAGGAAAGGAUUGGUGAAGGUUAUUAUAAGUUCCCUAAGGAUUUCGCAGAAGAUGUUAGGCUUACGUUUAGGAACGCUAUGACGUAUAAUAGUAAAGGGCAUGGUGUUCAUGUUAUGGCGGAACAGUUGUUGGGUAUAUUUGAAGACAAGUGGGCGUUGAUUGAAGCCGAGUGUAAUGCAGACUGGAGUGCAGUUCCUUUGACCAAGACUUGAAUGACGUAGAUAAAAGUUUAUGGCAGUAUGUACCUGACCUUCCCUUUCUAUAUGCUUCUAGUUGCGAAGCUGAUGCAGAAUGUGCUCACCAACUUUGUAGCCAGAUGCUUAUGGGAAUGUCUUGUGUGAUAUUACUUGAACAUGUAGGUCUGUAUCAAUAAGUGUUCCUUUAUUAUGAAUUAGGUCGUUUGAUAUGUAUAGAUUGGUUGUAGUUGUAGCUUGUAAGAGAUUAAUGUCAGUUGCUGAUAAUUCAUACUAGGAAUUUAAUUUAGUAGAGGUGCAAUUAAAUAGAUGCAACAAAAUGCAUAGUAGGUAGUCAGGAUGAAGAACUUAUCAUGUAGAUGAUUUUCAUAUGUGGAGCGGUUGUCGUUGAUGAAGUCAUAUAAGCAGUUGUUAGCUGUUAGUGCUCGAGUCCUGGUCAUUGCCAUACCAGACCGUAGAAGCCGUGCUCUGACAGUGUGUUAGCAUGAACUGCUUUGUGUAUGUAUGAACUUUCGUUCAUUAGUCAUAUCCUUGUUUGUCCAGACCAAAUAUAGGUCGUGAUUGAUCUUUCUA
Messenger RNA from Erigeron canadensis, 1528 nucleotides. Its product is annotated as transcription factor GTE3, chloroplastic-like. The transcript has 2 exons. The record is from RefSeq and is a predicted model, not a curated record. Gene Ontology annotation, molecular function: protein binding. Lineage: Eukaryota; Viridiplantae; Streptophyta; Magnoliopsida; Asterales; Asteraceae. The coding region runs from base 320 to 973 and encodes 217 amino acids.